Electrophorus electricus (electric eel) is the source of this 2960-nucleotide messenger RNA. RefSeq names its product eukaryotic translation termination factor 1b (gene etf1b). The record is from RefSeq and is a predicted model, not a curated record. Gene Ontology annotation, molecular function: translation release factor activity. Gene Ontology annotation, biological process: translational termination. Lineage: Eukaryota; Metazoa; Chordata; Actinopteri; Gymnotiformes; Gymnotidae.
GAGCCUCCACCGAACCACGCGCAGCAAGAACGAACCGGCUGCUAGUGGUAACAACGUCACCGAGGAGCAACGAACCUCUGACCACGGCGAGGAAAUCGGAGCAACCCGUCCUGAUACGAUACAGGAAAGAUGGCCGACGACCCCAGCGCAGCCGACAGGAACGUGGAGAUUUGGAAGAUUAAGAAGUUAAUUAAAAGCCUUGAAGCAGCCAGGGGGAAUGGCACCAGUAUGAUAUCGCUAAUUAUUCCCCCUAAGGACCAAAUCUCGCGUGUGGCUAAGAUGCUGGCUGAUGAGUUCGGCACAGCGUCGAACAUAAAGAGCAGAGUGAACAGACUGUCAGUUCUGGGAGCCAUCACCUCAGUUCAGCAGAGACUCAAACUCUACAAUAAGGUGCCUCCUAAUGGUCUGGUGGUGUACUGUGGAACCAUAGUGACAGAGGAAGGUAAAGAGAAGAAAGUAAACAUCGACUUUGAACCCUUUAAGCCAAUCAACACGUCCCUGUAUUUAUGUGACAACAAGUUCCAUACAGAGGCCCUUACUGCACUGCUUUCGGAUGACAGCAAGUUUGGUUUCAUCGUGAUAGACGGCAGCGGUGCCCUCUUUGGGACACUGCAAGGCAACACGAGGGAGGUGCUACACAAGUUCACCGUGGACCUGCCCAAGAAGCACGGGCGAGGAGGACAGUCUGCCUUGCGGUUUGCCCGUUUGCGGAUGGAGAAGAGGCACAACUACGUGAGGAAGGUGGCAGAAACAGCCGUGCAGCUGUUUGUGUCCAAUGACAAGGUCAACGUUGCCGGGCUGGUCCUCGCUGGAUCAGCCGACUUCAAAACCGAGCUUAGCCAGUCAGACAUGUUCGACCCGAGACUACAAGCAAAGGUCCUAAAAUUGGUUGACAUUUCCUAUGGAGGAGAGAAUGGAUUUAAUCAGGCCAUUGAGCUGUCUGCAGAGGUGCUGUCAAACGUCAAAUUCAUUCAGGAGAAGAAACUAAUAGGGCGCUACUUUGAUGAGAUCAGUCAGGACACAGGAAAGUACUGUUUCGGGGUGGAGGACACGCUCAAAGCACUGGAGAUGGGAGCCGUAGAGAUCCUGAUCGUUUACGAGAACCUAGACACUAUGCGCUAUGUCCUCCGCUGCCACGGAGCAGAGAGCAGUGCGCCAGAAAAUGAUGAGAAGACACUAUAUCUGACACCAGAGCAGGAGAAAGACAAGUCCCACUUCACAGACAAAGAGACAGGACAGGAGCACGAACUCAUAGAGAGUAUGCCACUGCUCGAGUGGUUUGCCAACAACUACAAGAAAUUUGGAGCCACCCUGGAGAUUGUGACGGACAAGAGCCAGGAGGGUUCUCAGUUUGUGAAAGGCUUCGGCGGUAUUGGUGGCAUUUUGCGAUACAGGGUGGAUUUCCAGGGCAUGGAGUAUCAGGGUGAUGACGAUGAGUUCUUUGACUUGGAUGACUACUAGGUAGUCUGGACUGAUUAAUGAAGGUGAAUUUUCCAAGUAAAGGAUCUUCCCUCUACCACUCAGUGGAUGACAAGGGGGUGAGGGCCAAAGGGGGCGAAUCGGCGAAAAAGGAGCUUGUGAUGGGAGCGGAAGAGUAGUAGUAUCUACAUGUAUGUAUCCCUGACCUUACAACACAGUGACUUCAUCUCCUGACCAGCUGAAGCUGCAGCAGACUUCCCCGCCAAGUUUGCUCCCCACCGCCACACCAUUAACACCUCACAGCGACAGUACAGACAUGACACCCGUGUUUGGCCCCGCCUCUGCUCCCAGUACGCAUGCCACCAGGACCUGCCCCCUCUCCAGUCCUGCCUUCUUGACAACCCUGGCCCCACCACCGCUGUAUUUUGCAGAGGUUUAUGGCAUUUAUUGAUUUUUCUUUUUCUUUUUUUUUUUAUAUCCUCGGUGUAUGUGGUAAGCAGGAAAGAUUAAAUUGCUGCUGCUUACACAGCCACCUGAAGCGCAAUACCCAGAGCCUGUGUUUCUUACUGUCAAGUUUAAACCACCCCUUGUUUCUGCUGUAAGACAGUGUGGCGGGGAGGAUGCUGUAAAUCUGUAUGGUGGUGAAGAUGCACUCUGAGCCAGCUCAAUCUUCUGCCGCCUGUCUUAGUGGACCUGACGGGGCUCUAAGAUGCCUUUGAACAGAAGUACCAUCACAUCGCUGGAUCUCUCAUUUCUGCUGACUGUCUAUGUAAAGACGGAUGUUUUAUUUUGGCCUAAUCGGGCUUCAGUAAUGUGCACCUCUUUCUUGCUUUAGCCCCUGGAAUACCCCCAUCCUUAUAUAUACCUAUUUGAGUGCCUGAACUGUGGUGUGUGUGUGUGUGUGUGUGUGUGUGUGUGUGUGUGUGUGUGUGUGUGUGUGUGUGUGUGUGUGUGUGUGUGUGUGUGUGUGUGUGUGUGUGUGUGUGUGUGACAUGAUGGCACAAUUCACCAGAUUCUGGACCUGCUGCCUUCUGAUAUUUUACUGAUCUGGACAUGGAGUUUGGAGCUUGUAAACAGAAGCUGGUUUACGGACUGAAGUUUUACACAGGAAGCCUGGUGGAGUACUGACCACGGUGGGGGUGCGCCAAGUUCUCUUGUACUAUGACCGUAUGGAUGUGGACUUCGUCUCCAGGUUCAUCCCUGUGCCUGUAUCUUUCCAUUUUAAUUCCUCUGACACCAAGCCCUCCAGUUUGCCCAUAUGUACAGUGACAGAGGAGGGAUGUGACACAAAGAGAGGCAAGCAGUGCGUGUAGGACCUCAUCAGUGACCAUGGCAUGGUCUUACUUGGAUAUCAGAUUUACUACGAAGCAGGCCAACUCAGCGAUGUAGUAUAAAAGGAGACAACAUAUCACAACAAAGAUGCUCCCUAUUUUAACAAAUAUUUUCUGUAUUUUCCCAUCUCCUUCCUCAGUCCAUCAAUAUUUUGUAUAAAUCAUUUGUUACAUGAGGUCAUGGAUAUUAAACAUUCUCAUUGUUUGCAA